UUCUUUAACCCAAGCAGUAAAGCUAUCAUUAAGACCCCAGUGACCUCCUUGUUAUUAAUUUUCUUUUUUAAUUUCUUUUUUCUUUAGAGAUAGGAUCUUAUUCUGUCACCCUGGCUGUAGGGCAGUGGCACAAUCAUAGCUCUCUGCAGCCUUAAAUUCCUGGGAUGAAGCCGUCUCCUGCCUCAGCCUCUAAAGUAGCUAGAGGCACAUACUACUACACCCAACUUAUUUUUUGCAGAUUCAGGGGCUUGAUGUGUUGGCUAGGCUGGUCUUGAACUCGUGGCCUCAACAAUCCUUCCUUCUUGGCCUCCCCAAAUACUGGGAUUACAAGUACGAACCACCACAGCGGGAUUCACUUCCACUUGUUAAAUUUAAUGGAACUUUUGAAUACUGUUUUAUUUUGUAAUCAAAAACUACCUUUUUACUUUCUCUUUCCUUAGUCUCCUUAGAAUUUCUCCUGUUUGCUACUUAAAACCAGUGCUUCAGAUUUAAUGUAAUCAAAUUCAUAAUCUCAAAGGUUCUUUUAGAUAGAAAUUGGCAAGCUGAAUCUAAAAUUAUGUGGAAGUGCCAAGGACUUAAAACAGUCCAUCUUGAAAAGGUAGAAUCAAGAUGGAGAACUUGUAAAUAAAGAGCAUAGAAAUAGGUCCAAUCUUAUAUAGUCAGUUUUUUGUAUAAGGAAUUAAGUCAGUUCAGUAGGGAAAGGACAUUUGUUUCAAGGUUCCUGAAACCUUUGAAUAUUCCUAUAGAAAAAAAAUCAACCUCAACUUCUUUCUCAUCCCUUACACAAAAAUUAACUUGAACUAGAUCAUAGAUCUAAACGUAAAAUCUAAAAUGAAAAUAUAUUUUAGACAAACACAUGGAAGAGUAUCUGUAAAUUUUAAGUAGACAACAGUUUCUUAGAACACAGAAUGCAAUGAUCAUAGAGGAAAAAAAAUUGAUAAGAAGACUUUAUCUGUUCAUCAAAAUAUAUCUUUAAGAAAAUAACCAGUCACAAAUUCAGAAAAGAUAUAUGCAGUUGCACUCCACAAAUUGAUGUUUUAGUCAAUGAUAGACUAUGUAUAUGACAGUGGUCCCGUAGGAUUAUAAUUGAGCUGAAAAAUUUCUUGUUACCUGGUAAUGACAUAGCUUUCCUAAUGUAGCACAAUGAAUUAUUCGCAUUUGUGGUGAUAGUGUAAACCUACUUUUCUUCCAGAUGUAUAAGGGCAUAGCGCAUACAGUUAUGUAUAGUACAUAAUACUUGAUAAUAAGCGACUAUGUUACUGGUUUAUGUAUUACUGAACUCAUCCUUAUUUUAUAGUGUAUUCCUUCUAUGGAUAAAAACUACUGUAAAACCUGGCCAGGCACGGUGGCUUGCGUCUGUAAUCCUAGCACUCUGGGAGGCUGAGGCGGGCGGAUUGCUUGAGCUCAGGAGUUUGAACAGCCUGAGUAAGAGUGAGACCCCAUCUCUACUAAAAAUGAAAAACUGAGGCAAAAGGAUUGCUUGAGCCCAGGAGUCGCUGUGAGCUACGAUGCCAAGACACUUUACUGAGGGCGAAAAAGUGAGACUCUUGUCUCAAAACAAAACAAAACAAAAAAAACAACCAAACAAAAAAACUGCUGUAAAACAGUAAGCCACGUUACCCCAGCAGCAGCCUCAUGCAUCUCAUGUUUACCAUUGUCUCUUGAUUAUAUAAUUUUCUCUUAUGCUUGAUUUACUCUCUUUAUAUCCCUUAGUAUAAAAAAAUCCAUGGCUAAUGUUACCAGAAAGAGGCCACAGUUGAGUGACUGAUCUGGAAAUGAAAUUAAAUUGAUUAGGGACUGUAAAUGUAGAAAUUUAAUGAACGUUAUUGUUCACCAGGCAGGCAUGCCCCAUUCUACCAUAGCUAAGCUCUUUAAGAACAAGAACAAAGUGAUGGAAGCUGUUAAAGGAUCUGCUUCAUUGAAGGCAAUAAGACUAACAGAAAUUCAAGAAGGGCCUAUAUCAGACGUGGAGAAACUUCUAAUGACCUAGAUUAGGACCAGACACAAAAGUGUAUUCUCCUCAGCAGCAUGAUAUUCAAAGAAGUGGAUGGACCCAAUACAUUGUUGAAUUUACUGUUAUCUCUCGGUGGUUUAAACCAGUGGUUCUCAACCUUCCUAAUACUGCGGCCCUUUAAUACGGUUCCUGUGGGUUGCGACCCAAAGGUUGAGAAUUGCUGGUUUAAACCAUUUAAGAAUCAUAAUUCACAUUACAUAAUACGAAAGUGAGUGUUGAGUCUGUGAAUGCUGAUAUGAAAGUAGCUAAAGAAUUUUUGGAAGCUAGAUAAGCUGAUUAUGAAGGAAAAUUAUUUGCCAGAGCAAAUCUUCAAUAUGGAUAAAACCUCUCCAUUCUAGAAAUGGAUACUUGAAAUGAUUUUCAUUCAUAAGGAAGCCAAGUCAAUGCCAGGUUUCAAGCCUCCUAAGGACAGGAUAACCUUCGGGGCAGGAUAGCAGGCUAUGAAUUGAACCCCUCAUGAUCUGGUGCUGUGAGAACUGUAGCACCUUCAAGUACAUCAGUAAACACACUAUCUUGUACUACAGGAGCACUAAGAAAUUAUGGGCGACUCAGCCUCUGUUCCAAGAUGCUCUCCUGAAUUGCUGUGCCAGCGAAAUGAAGUAGUACUGUUAGGAGAAUAACGUAUCUCAAGAUUUUGCUUAUUGUUGAUAAUGCUCCCAUACCUCCCCUUACUGGUGGUCUUCAUUCCAAUAUCAGAAUUGUUUCUCCCUCCACUCAUCUGAUCAACCAGAGGGACUAGGAGUUACAGCAGCUUUUAAGGCAUGCUUCCUAAGGAGGACCUCCACUCAUACUACUGCUGCAACUGAGAGGAUGCUGAUGCAUUGCUGAAGGAUUACAACAUCUGAGACUCAUCAGGAACCUUGCUUGGGCUUGUGGUGAUGUCACCAGGGAGUGUACAGUGGCAUCUGUUUUUUUUUUGUUUGUUUGUUUUUGGCCGGGGCUGGGUUUGAACCUGUCACCUCCAGCAUAUGGGGCUAGCGCCCUACUCCUUUGAGCCACCUGGAGCCGCCCUAUAGUGGCAUCUGGAAGAAGACACUUCAGAAAUUCGUCUUUGACUUUAAACGAUUUGUCAAGGAUGAGGAAGGUUGCAAAAAUCAACAGGGGCUGUGGUUGAGAUGGUAAACAACUUUAAACUGUAUGCAAAUAUUUAUAGCUGUUCCCUUCAUGUUUACCAAUAACUUAAAAGAGCCUAGGUAUUCCCCAGCUGGGGAAUGUAUAAACAAAGUAAUUUUACGAUGGAAUGGUACAAAUAUUGUAACUAAUAAGAAGGAAUAUACUACUGGUAUACAUGACAAGAUGGUUAAUUCUCAAGUAUGUUUUUCUUUUUUUUCUUAUUUUUUGAGACAGAGUCUCACUUUGUCACACUUGGUAGAGUGCUGUGCUGUCAUAGCUUACAGCAACUUCAAACUCUUGGGCCCAAGUGAGUCUCUUGCCUCAGUUUUUCAUUUUUAAUAGAGAUGGGUUCUCUUGCUCUUGCUGGUCUCGAGCUCCUCGAACUCCUGAGCUCAAGUGAUCUACCUACCUUGGCCUCCCAGAGUGCCAGGAUUAUAGGCGUGAGCCAUCAUGCCUAGCCUCAAGUAUGUUUUUCUAAGUGAAAAAGGCUAGACUCAUAGGCUACAUAUUGUAUGGGUCCAUUUAUAGGACAGUCUUGUAAAGGCUAAACUAUAGGAACAGAAAACAGAUUAGUGAUUUCAGAGGUGCGUGUGGGAGAGACUUGACCACAAAGGAACAAAGAAAGGCCGGCACAAUGGCUCAUGCCUUUAAUCCUAGCACUCUGGGAGGCCAAGGUGCGUGGAUUACCUGAGCUCAGGAGGAGACCAGCCUGAGGAAGAAUGAGACCCUAUUUACUAAAAAAUUAGCAAGGCGUGGCGGGCAUCUGUAGUCCCAGCUACUCAAAAGGAUGAGGCAAGAGAAUCACAUGAGCUCAGGAGUUUGAGGUUGGUAAGAGCUAUGACACCACAGCACUCUACCCAGGGUGAGAAAUUGAGACUUUCUCAAAAAAAAAAAAGGGACACAGAAAUAUUUAUGUUGAUAAAACUUUUAUAUUUUCAGGUGACACCUGUAGCUCAGUGGGUAGAGUGCCAGCCACGUACACUGAGGCUAGCAGGUUCAAACCUGGCCCAGACCAGCUAAAAAAAAAAAAAAAAAAAUCAAUGACAACUGCAACAACAAAAAUAUAACUGGGUGUUGUGGCGGGCUCCUGCAGUCCCAGCUACUUGGGAGGCUGAGGCAAGAGAAUUGUUUAAGCCCAAGAGUUUGAGGUUGCUGUGAGCUGUGACACCAUGGCACUCUACUGAGGGUGACAGCUUGAGACUCUGUCUCAAAAAAAAAUAAAAAAAACCCCACAACUUUUAUAUUUUCAUUGGUUUGUGUUUGUUAUUGGACGAAGAGGGUCCAGCCACCUGUUACUGUCAGCAAAUACGUAGAGAUGGGGAUAGGUCUACCAAACUUUGUCAGAAGGCUGGGAUUCUGGAGAACAGUGAGAAUGGUUUCUCUAAGACUGUUCUGUUGUUUUUUUUUUUUUAAUUGUAGGUUUAUAUAUGAAAGUUUAAAGUAAAGAUUAUAUUAACUCUUAUUUUAAAUAAUUAUUAGUAUAACCCAGUGACCUAUUAUAACAUUCUAAUUUAAAAGUUAAUUUUUUAAGUCAAUCUACCUAAGCUACUUAAAGUAGGCAUCUUUAAGAUGGGAGAUAAAUUUAUCAAAUAAUAAAAAUGGGAGACACGGAGUAAAAGUCAGACAAAACUUAAAUGGACCAGACCAGUUAUACCAUGUCCAUUCUAGCCUACUUGUCUCCAUCUUAUUUUCACUACAUAUACUUUCAUGUUUGUCAAAACACAGAUUAGAGAAAAUCCACAGUGAAAAUUUGGUGGGGAAAUUUAUAGUCCUAAAUGCAUUUAUGAAAGAACAAGAAAUGCUCAUAGUAGUUAAGCAUUACUGAAGAAGUUGGGAAAAGGACAGAUGAAAGAAAGAAGAAAAUGAUAAAGAACAGAAAUAGAAAAUAAAAUAAUCAUGUGGAGAUGAUCAGCAAACCAAUAGAUGAGUCUUAGAAAAAAUAAACAAUUUUUAUAUUAAUGAGCCUCUAGAGAACGCCUCAGAAGUAAAAGAGGCACAAAUAAUAUUGAGAACAACAAAAAAUUUUAUGGAUAAAAAACAGGAAUAGCAUGAACAAACACUAACAAUUUUGAAAACUUAAAUACGUAUAUUCUUGAAAAAUAGAUGUAAGAAGAAAGAAAAUCUAAAUAGGCCAAUAAUUAGGGAAAUAAUUGACUCUUAAAAAGAAGCAAAUUAUCAGCUCAGACUACCGUGCCAGCCACAAACACUGGAGCUGGUGGGUUCAAAUCCAUCCCGGGCCUGCCAAACAAUAAUGACAACUGCAACAAAAAAAAAAAUAGCUGGGUGUUGUGGUAGGUGCCUGUAGUCCCCAACUACUUGGGAGCCUGAGGCAAGAGAAUCGCUUAAGCCCAGGAGUUAGAAGUUGCUGUGAGCUAUGACAGCAGAGCACUCUACCCGGGGCACCAGCUUGAGAUUGUCUCAAAAAAAAAAAAAUUGUGUACUUUUUAAUUUUUUUUUUUUAAGACGGAGUCUCACUUGUCUCCCCCCCUCAUUUCGGAGUGUAGGAGCAGAGAAAGCACACUUUUCAGAUUAGGGCUCCACGACAGUAGAAAGAGUUUUAGUAUUUUGAGGAAGCAAGCAGAAGAGUUGGAGGCCAGCCGGGAAGAAGUACAGACCCAGUGUGCUCAUUCUGGGAAAGGGAAGAGGCGCAGGGUUUGUCGAGGCUGAGAGCAGAUCCACAACCAGGCCUUGAUGACAUAACCAAGACCCUGGUGGGGAAGUGAAGCAUAUUUCCAGCAUCCUCGGAUCUAUACCCAGUACUCGGUGGAAGGGAAGCCUGGGGAGGAAGUGAGUUUAAUUUAACUAUUAGGAAGGUUUUUAGGCCAGACAAGUCAUUGUAAAGAUUAUUUGUAUAAUGUUUUACACUUGACUGUUUUUUUUUUUUUCUUUUGGCCGGGGCUGGGUUUGAACCCGCCACCUUCGGCAUACGGGACCGGCGCUCUACCCCUUUGAGCCACAGGCGCUGCCCUACACUUGACUGUUUUUGCAGUAGGUGUCCAGGAUUAAAGAAGCAGUAGAAUGUCCCUGGCUGCUUAUUGUGUCAUCUGUUGCAGAAGAAUAAGAACCUUUGCUCCUCUGCCAAAAAGGGACACAUACUGGAGAGAGAUCAGAAAUAUAAUAAAAUUUACUGGAUCACUUAUUUUAGGAGGUUCUUUGUUUCUUACAUAUGAAGUUCUGGCCCUGAAGAAAUCUUUGACAUUAGAUACUCAAGUGGUAGAAAGAGAAAAAAUGAAGUCAUAUAUAUAUCUUCACCAAGUUUCUUUAGAUAAAAGAGAAAAUUAUGGGAUUGUCUACCAGGCAAGAAAAGAGCUACAUAAAGCAGUAAGAAAAGUACUGGCAACAACAGCCAAGAUAUUACGGAAUCCAUUUGCUGGCCCUUUCAGUACUGUUGAUAUAGAAGAUCACGACUGUGCCACGUGGCUGCUGCUGAGGAAGAGCCAGUCAGAUGACAAAGCUGAGCGAUUGGAGGCUGUGCAGGAAAUGUCAGAGAGCCACCACUGGCACGAUUACCAGUACAGGACAAUUGCUCAGACCUGUGAUCCGAGAGUUCUCAUUGGUUUGGCACGAAGCCAAGAGACUGAUCUUCGCUUUUUUCUCCCACCACCUCCUUUGCCAUCUUUAAAAGAAGAUUCUUCCACUGAAGAAGAGCUCCAACAGCUGCUGGCUUCUUUACCCCAAACGGAUCUAGACGAGUGUGCCCAGUAUUUUACGUGUCUGGCUCUCAGUGAAAGCAGUCAGAGUCUAGCUGCUCAGAAGGGUGGCUUAUGGUGUUUUGGAGGUAAUGGACUUCCUUAUGCUGAAAGUUUUGGAGAAGUUCCUUCAGCUACAGUGGAAAUGUUCUGUUUAGAAGCUAUUGUCAAACAUUCUGAGAUAUCCACACAUUGUGACAAAAUCGAAGCAAAUGGAGGCUUGCAACUACUUCAGAGGCUGUAUCAGCUUCACAAGGACUGCCCUAAAAUACAGAGAAAUAUAAUGCGUAUCGUCGGAAAUAUGGCUUUGAAUGAACAUCUUCAUUCUCCUAUAAAUCGCUCAGGCUGGGUAUCCAUAAUGGCAAAGGCAAUGAAAUCUCGCCACAUUAUGGAGGCUUCACAUGCUGCCAGAGUCUUGGCUAAUCUAGACCGAGAAACUGUGCAAGAAAAAUACGAGGAUGGCGUGUACGUGCUGCACCCCCAGCAUCGAACCAGUCAGCCCAUUAAAGCAGAUGUCCUUUUUAUUCAUGGCCUUAUGGGAGCAGCAUUCAAAACCUGGCGUCAGCAGGACAGGGAGCAGGUUGUAACUGAAAAGGCUUUGGAUGAUGAAGACCGGUAUACGACUUGCUGGCCCAAGUCAUGGUUAGCAAAAGACUGUCCUGCUCUCCGGAUUAUAUCUGUGGAGUACGACACUACCCUCAGUGACUGGAGAGCACGGUGCCCCAUGGAAAGAAAGUCCAUUGCAUUCAGAAGCGGUGAAAUUCUUAGGAAGCUCCGAGCUGCUGGUGUGGGGGACAGGCCAAUGAUUUGGGUAUCACACAGCAUGGGAGGUCUUCUUGUUAAAAAGAUGCUGUUAGAAGCCUCCAAGAAGCCGGAAAUGAGUACUGUCAUAAACAACACCAGAGGGAUAAUUUUCUAUAGCGUCCCUCACCAUGGGUCACAUUUGGCUGAAUACUCCAUUAAUAUUCGCUAUCUUCUCUUCCCUUCUUUGGAAGUCAAAGAACUCAGCAAGGAUUCUCCUGCACUUAAAGAACUACAGGAUGACUUUCUGGAGUUUGCUAAAGACAAAGACUUCCAGGUGCUGAAUUUUGUAGAAACACUACCCACCUAUAUUGGCAGCAUGAUUAAACUCCAUGUGGUGUCCGUGGAAUCAGCAGACUUAGGCAUUGGAGCUCUAAUUCCUGUGGAUGUUAACCAUUUGAACAUUUGUAAGCCAAAGACAAGGAAUGCUUAUCUGUAUCAACGCACUUUACAAUUCAUCCGUGAAACUUUAGCCAAAGACCUUGAAAACUAACAGCUGUCUUCUUCCAUUUUUCAUAUGUGAAUUCAGUG
Molecule: messenger RNA, 8148 nt
Organism: Nycticebus coucang (slow loris)
Lineage: Eukaryota; Metazoa; Chordata; Mammalia; Primates; Lorisidae
Gene: SERAC1
Product: serine active site containing 1
Exons: 17
Coding region: 6146-8110 (654 amino acids)
Source: RefSeq, a predicted model, not a curated record